UUACCCAUCAUUCUCCGUCGGAGCGGAAGCAACGGUGAAGCGGCGGAGCUCUAGCCGCAGAAGGAGCACUCAGGAUCGGCCACACACCGGCUGACAUGCCGAGGGGAUGAUGGCUGCCUUCGGCAUUCUGAGCUACGAACACAGGCCUCUCAAACGGCCCAGACUCGGUCCUCCCGACGUUUAUCCACAGGACCCGAAGCAAAAAGAGGAUGAUUUGACGGCAUUGAACGUCAAGCAAGGAUUUAACAACCAGCCGGCUGUUUCAGGCGACGAGCAUGGCAGCGCUAAAAAUGUCAAUUUCAACUCUUCAAAGAUCAGCUCAAACUUCAGCAGCAUCAUCGCGGAGAAGUUACGCUGCAACACGUUUCCAGACACUGGCAAGAGGAAGCCGCAGGUCAAUCAGAAGGACAACUUCUGGCUCGUCACAGCGCGCUCGCAGAGCUCCAUUAAUAACUGGUUCACAGACUUGGCCGGCACCAAACCCUUGACCCAGCUCGCUAAAAAGGUUCCCAUCUUCAGCAAGAAAGAGGAAGUGUUUGGCUAUCUUGCAAAGUACUCUGUGCCGGUGAUGCGAUCCGCUUGGAUGAUUAAAAUGACAUGUGCGUAUCACGCUGCUAUAACUGAAACCAAGGUGAAGAAGAGGCACGUCAUUGACCCCUGCAUAGAAUGGACUCAGAUCAUAACGAAGUACCUGUGGGAGCAGCUGCAGAAGGUGGCAGAGUUUUACAGACAGUCUCCCAGCCAGGGCUGUGGCUCGCCUCUUCCUGCUCCUCCUGCUGAGGUGGAGACCGCCAUGAAACAGUGGGAGUACAACGAGAAGCUGGCCAUGUUCAUGUUUCAGGACGGCAUGUUAGACAGACACGAGUUCCUCACCUGGGUGCUGGAGUGUUUUGAGAAGAUCAGACCUGGGGAGGACGAGCUUCUGCGGUUCCUGCUGCCGCUCCUGUUACAGUACUCUGGAGAGUUUGUGCAGUCAGCCUACUUAUCGAGACGGCUGGCGUAUUUCUGCACACGCCGGCUCAAUCUGCUGCUGAGCGAUGGCAGUCUCGGACCAGGUCCAGGCGGACACCCUUCACACGGCAUAUCGGCACAGCAAGGGAACGCUCUGCCCCCCACCCCGACCUCCCAGCCUGCAGGGGGCAACCAGCCCCAAACGCCCUUCACAGACUUCUACAUCUGCCCCCAGCACAGACCCGUGGUGUUUGGACUAAGCUGCAUGCUGCAGAGUAUCGUGUUGUGUUGUCCCAGCGCUCUGGUCUGGCACUACUCUCUGACAGAUAGUCGUAAUAAGACCGGCUCGCCAUUAGAACCUCUUGCCCAAUCGCCCCGUCGAACCUGCCCAUGCCCGGGGGUCCGCGUCAAGGUGAGGGAGAUUGAAGAGCAGAUCAAAGAGAGAGGGCAGGCCGUGGAGUUUCGCUGGUCUUUCGAUAAGUGUCAGGAGACGACUGCAGGUUUCACCAUCAGCCGCGUCCUGCAUACGUUGGAGGUUUUGGAUAACCACAGCUUUGAGAAGUCAGACUUCAGCAAUUCCCUGGAUUCGCUGUAUAACCGCAUCUUCGGCUCGGGACAGAGCAAAGAUGGACAUGAGAUGAGUCCAGAUGACGAUGCGGUGGUGACCCUGCUGUGUGAGUGGGCUGUUUCCUGUAAAAGGUCCGGGCCGCACAGAGCCAUGGUGGUGGCCAAACUCCUGGAGAAGAGGCAGACGGAGAUCGAGGCCGAGCGGUGUGGAGAGUCGGAGGUCGUGGAUGAGAAGUGCUCGGUGUCCUCAGGGUCUCUGUCUGCUGCCACGCUGCCUGUUUUCCAGGACGUCCUGCUGCAGUUCCUGGACACACAAGCACCUGUGCUCACUGAGCCCGGGAACGAGAGCGAGCGAGUGGAGUUCUCCAAUCUCGUGCUCCUCUUCUGCGAGCUCAUCCGUCAUGACGUCUUCUCACACAACAUCUACAUGUGCACCCUCAUCUCACGAGGCGACCUGGCCUCCGACUCCCAUCUGCCCCGCCCACGCUCCCCCAGCGACGAGCCCUCCGACGAAUCAGAGCGCAAAGAGCAGGAAACAGGAAGCAGUGUUAAAAUGGAAGAUACUGGUAUGUCUGAGUCAAUGGAGAUAGAUCACAACUCCAGCGCUAACUUUGAUGAGCAGAUGUUUUCUCCUCCGAUGCACUGCGAGUCGAAGGGAAGCCCUUCCCCGGAGAAACCUGCCCCGGAUCAGGAGAGCAAAAACACUGCCAAGGACAAGGGCAUGGACCCGGCCUUCCCGCUGGUUUACGAGCAGCCCCGUCACAUACAGUACGCCACACACUUCCCCAUUCCUCAG
Carassius auratus (goldfish) is the source of this 2314-nucleotide messenger RNA. Its product is annotated as mediator of RNA polymerase II transcription subunit 12-like. Lineage: Eukaryota; Metazoa; Chordata; Actinopteri; Cypriniformes; Cyprinidae. Gene Ontology annotation, cellular component: mediator complex. Gene Ontology annotation, molecular function: transcription coactivator activity; transcription factor binding. The transcript is spliced from 15 exons. Gene Ontology annotation, biological process: positive regulation of transcription by RNA polymerase II. The annotation marks the transcript as partial. The record is from RefSeq and is a predicted model, not a curated record.